Vigna radiata var. radiata (mung bean) is the source of this 638-nucleotide messenger RNA. RefSeq lists its product as uncharacterized. The coding region runs from base 144 to 461 and encodes 105 amino acids. The transcript has 4 exons. Lineage: Eukaryota; Viridiplantae; Streptophyta; Magnoliopsida; Fabales; Fabaceae. The record is from RefSeq and is a predicted model, not a curated record.
CUAUAUACAUUACAGCUAGUGUUUGAACGUUCAAGAAGGACUAGUUUUUGCAACGAUAGCUUCUAAAAGUUGCCCUUGGAUUUUAUAGGCAAUUUCAUUUUAAGGUAAAACUUUACCUUCCGAAAGUUAUAUCAGAGACUGUGAUGGUGCUAAUCAAGAACACUGCAGCUUGUGUUGUGUUUGUGUUUCUUUCUGCUGCCUGGUUCUCCACUGCACGGAUGAACCCUAAAGGUGCUGCCGCAGUUGAUGAAAUUCCGGAUAUAAAGGCAAGUGUUGCAACUAGGGUUACGAAAAUCUCUACAGUGAAAAGCUUGGCAACAAUUGAUGAAGGGAACUUGAGCAAAGCAUGUGCAAAAAGAAAUGGUAGAAGACGUUUGCCUUAUGAGGUUAAUGGGGGUCCCCUGGCUUUUACUGCUGAUUAUCAUCGACCAGCGCACCAUCCACCUAAGAAUAACAAAUGAACACUUAAAGUUCAUCCUCUUAAUGGAAGAUAUUUGGGUAUUUUUUUUCUUUAUAUAAUAUAUAUACCAUCCUUUAGUAUUUCUUAAUUUACUACAUAUAUGAACUUAUAGAAGUGCUUUUGAUCUUCAAUGUACUGUAAACAAACACGAUGAAUGAGUUAAGUUAAAGAAGUAUUU